AGAUUGAAAUUCAAUUGGUUAGAAAUGUGGCAAGCAGAUACCUGUUUACAGAUCCAAAUUGCAUUCAAUCAGGACUGAACACAAGCUGCCUGGAUAGAUCCUGUAGUUGCAGCAGUGCAGAAUGGCUGACCUCAGUCUUGCAGAUGCAUUGACAGAGCCAUCUCCGGAAAUUGAGGGAGAGAUAAAGCGGGACUUUAUUGCCACCCUGGAGGCAGAAGCCUAUGAUGAUGUUGUGGGAGAAACUGUUGGAAAAACAGACUAUAUUCCUCUCCUGGAUGGUGAUGAGAAAACUGGGAACUCAGAGUCAAGGAAGAAACCAUGCUCAGAGACUAACCAGGUUGAAGAUACUUCAUCUUCUAAAUCAACAGUCCUAGCCAACGGUGAUCACGGAAUAGAAGGGAACGAUGCUACAGGAUCACAAACUAAAUUCCUUGAAGAGGAAAUAGCCUACCAGGAAUAUCAAAACAGCCAGAACUGGCCAGAAGAUACCAACUUUUGUUUCCAGCCGGAGCAAGUAGUUAAUCCUAUGCAGACUGAUCCCUUUAAGAUGUACCAUGAUGAUGGCCUGGCAGAUAUGGUCUUUUUCUCCAGUGGAGCAACUGAUACUUCAGCAUUUACAGGACAGAAUGAUCCCCUGACAGACUCUUAUGGUAUGCCUCCCUAUGACACAUUUGCUCCUGCGGCUGUUAUGUAUCAGGGAUGGUCUUUGGAAGACCCCAACUCUCCAUACUCAGAGUCUUUUGUCUCCCCAGAGGCCAUUACAGAACCUCUCCAGCUGACAGCAGAUCUGGCCAAGGAAGUCGACAUUACAUCAGAAGAAGAGGGGCCACCAACACAAACAUCGGAAAUAAUGAUGGGAUUGAAGACUACUGACAUGGUACCAUCUAGAGAAACAGAGGUGGCCCUCACCAAGGACAUGGCACCAGCCACCAAAAUAGACACGGCAUUAGCUGAAGUUAUGGAGCCAUUCACCAAAUUCGAUGUGACACUGGAAAAGGACAUGCAGCCAUCCAUGGAAUCAGAUAAGUCCCUAGUCAAGGACACAGUACUACCCACAGAAACAGAGUUGGCCCCAGUUAAGGAUGCCACAUGGCCCAUAGAAACAGAUGUGUCUUCAGCCAAGAAUGUGGUCCUACCUAUAGAAACAGAGGUAGCACCAUCCAAAGAUGUGACACUGUUCAAUGAAACAGAGAAGGUAUCACCUAUAAAAAUGGUGUUGGCCACACCUGAGGACAUGGUGCCACCUAAAGAAAGAGAGAUAGCUGCACCCAAGGGUGUGGUAUCACUCUCAGAAAUAGAGAUGGCACUGAGUAAGGACAUUGUAUCAUCCACAGAAAUAUCCUCAGCCAAGGAGGUGGCCCUGUCCUCGAAGACAGAGGUAGUCCAGGCCAGGGACAUGACACUGCUUCCAGAAGCAGAGGUGACCCCAAUCAAAGACAUGGCUCAACUCCCAGAAACAGGAAUGAUCCUAGGCAAGGAUAUGGCUCUGUCCGCAGAAAAAGAGGUGGCCUUGUUCAAGGACAUGACUCCACCCUCAGAAACAGAAAUGACUCUGAGCAAGGAUGUGCCUCCAUCCCCCAAAACAGAGAUGACCCAGGCCAAGGAUGCAACUUCACCCCCACAAACAGAAGUAGCCCCCAUCAAGGACAUAUGUCUGCCUCCAACAGAGGUGGCCCUGGCUAAGGAUAUGGCUCUGCUUCCUGGAAACGAGGUGACCCCCAUCAACAGUGUGACUCCAGCCAAGGAUGUUGCACCACGCUCAGAAACAGUGGUGGCACCAGUACCAGUUAAAGACAUGAAAAUUGCACAGACACAGAAAGGAAUAAGUGAUGAUUCCCAUUUAGAAUCGCCCCAGGAUGAGAAGCAGUCAGCUGCAUCUGCUUUCACUAUUUCACCAGAACCAUUCACAAGCACAGACCAAAAGUUCAACUUGCCAACAGAUGAAGCUUCUGUGUUAGAAAAACUGGAGCAAAAGAAACCAUUCAGCAGUCAGCCUUCUGAACUUUUUUCAGAGACCUCAGGAAUAGCAAGGCCAGAAGAAGGAAAGCCUACUGUGAGUAUAACCGGAAAUGACAUCACCAUCCCACCAAACAAGGAGCUCCCACCAAGCCCAGAGAAGAAAACAAAGCCUCUGGCCACCACUCAACCUGCAAAGACUUCAACAUCGAAAGCCAAAACACAGCCCACUCCUCUCCCUAAGCAGCCAGCUCCCACCACCCCAGGUGUGUCGAAUAAAAAACCCAUGAGCCUUGCCUCAGGCUCAGCACCAGCUGCCCCACCCAAACGCCCUGCUGCCGCCACUACCAGGCCUUCCAUCUUACCUUCAAAAGACGUGAAGCCAAAGCCUGUUGCAGAAGCAAAGGCUUCUGAGAAGCGGGCCUCACCAACGAAACUGGCUUCUGCCCCGGCCCCCAGACCUGGAUCCAAGAGCACUCAGGCUAUUCCAAAAGCCACAACAGCUGCCGCUGUUGCCUCAACUGGGCCAAGCAGUAGAAACCCCCCUACAUCCGUACCCAAGAGGCCCACUGCCCUUAAGACUGAAGGAAAACCUGCAGAAGUCAAGAAGAUGACUGCAAAGUCUGUACCAGCUGACUUGAAUCGCUCAAAGAGCACCUCCACCGGUUCCGUGAAGAAAAACACCACUCUCAGUGGAGCAUCGCCCCCUGCAGGGGUGAUUCCCACUCGGGGCAAGCCAGCACCCAUCCCUUCCCGGCCUUCCACAUCUCCUUCCGUGGAUAAAAAGCCCACCUCGGCCAAGCCCAGCUCCACCGCUCCCAGGCUGAGCCGCCUGACCACCAACACUUCUGCCCCUGAUCUGAAGAAUGUCCGCUCCAAGAUUGGCUCCACAGAAAACAUCAAGCACCAGCCGGGAGGAGGCCGGGCCAAAGUAGAGAAAAAAACAGAGGCAGCUGCUACAACUCGAAAGCCUGAAUCUAAUGCAGUCACUAAAACAGCCGGCCCAAUUGCAAGUGCACAGAAAUCAUCGGCUGGGAAAGUCCAGAUAGUCUCCAAAAAAGUGAGCUACAGCCAUAUUCAGUCCAAGUGUGGUUCCAAGGACAAUAUUAAGCAUGUCCCUGGAGGUGGUAAUGUCCAGAUUCAGAACAAGAAAGUGGACAUCUCCAAGGUCUCCUCCAAGUGCGGGUCCAAGGCUAACAUCAAGCACAAGCCUGGUGGAGGAGAUGUCAAGAUUGAAAGCCAGAAACUGAACUUCAAGGAAAAGGCCCAGGCGAAGGUGGGAUCCCUCGAUAAUGUGGGCCACCUACCUGCCGGAGGCGCGGUGAAGACUGAGGGCGGUGGCAGCGAGGCCCUUCCGUGUCCGGGCCCCCCUGCUGGGGAGGAGCCGGCCAUCUCUGAGGCAGCGCCUGAAGCUGGUGCCCCCACUUCAGCCAGUGGCCUCAGUGGCCACACCACCCCGUCAGGGGGUGGUGACCAAAGGGAGGCCCAGACCUUGGACAGCCAGAUCCAGGAGACAAGCAUCUAAUGAUGACAUUCUGGUCUCGUCUUCCGUCUCCCCUGUGUUCCCUCUUGUCUCCCCGCCACCCCUCCCUUCCCUCUUCCCGUGUCACUGCAGAUUGAGACCUACAGGCUGACGUUCCGGGCAAACGCCAGGGCCCGCACCGACCACGGGGCCGACAUUGUCUCCCGCCCUCCCCACUUCCCUGGCGGCCCCGGCUUGGGCUCCCGGGCCCUUGGCCCCCUUCCCCGGGCUGUCCACUAGACCAGUGAGCGCUUGGGCGCUGGGCAGCCCGCUAGGCUCCCCUCCCUCCUGCUUCACUUGCCCAGGGCAGCAGCAGUCCCGCCCCACACCUCUUCCUACUGCCAGCCCCAGGCCCAGCUCCCUGCUUCGCUCUCACCGUCACGCCGAAGGGGUCGGCAGGGGAAUCGGGCGGGGGAGGCUAAGUUGGGAUCUAGGAGGGAGAACCGGAUUCCAGCCUCCUCUGCGUUUGGUGUUUUGGACCAAACGCAAAAGAAACUGACAUGCCCUGUCUCCGCCCUGGGUCUACCUGGAGGGAAGCGUGGAGGUGGAUUCCGAGUGGUGACUGGAUGCUGACCGCGCCCCCUGGACCUGCUAAGCCACUGCCUCUCCCUUUGACCCCACAAUGGCCCCUGCCACGCAGGUGGCAUCAGGCCCUUCCCGCUGCCCUGCCCCAAGCUAGUGAAGGGUCAGUGCUGCCCGUCCCUGCUGCUUACCAUACCUGCCUCGCUGCUGUCACACUUCUUUUUCUUGUUUUAUCCUUUUUUUCCUCAUAACCUAGAAACUGGUGGAAUAGUUUUGCAAGUUGAAGCCAUGUCUAAGUGAAAGGCCUCAGUAGGUGUCCAAGGAGACAGGGAGGGGAGAUCCUGAAGCCUCCACCCAGGAGGAUGUCGUUGGGGGCUGCCUGGCUUGGGCCGCUGCAGGCCCUGGAGGUGGUGUGGGCAGGAAAGUGAGGUGCGGGGGCUGCGGCUGGUGAGCAGAUCCGGCACGUGAGGGCUGGUCACGGUGUGGACUGGUGGUUUGGCAUUUUGUGUGUAUGCGGCUUUGCUUUUCUAACCAAGAGGCCUGUUUGGGCAUCUCUCUCUGUCCCAUCCCCUGGGAUCUGGUGGCCAGCCUGGGAUAGAGGGUCAGGCGUAGGGACACAGGAAAGGGCCCAAGGUCAAUCCUUCGGGCCUGCUGCAGCCUAGGACACUCCAGCUCUUGUGUCCAGAGAAGCAAGAUGUCCAGAACUCAUGUGGAGAGUGGGGAAUCAGGUCUGGAAAUUAAAGCAAAACGAGGCACGAGACUAGGGCCAUUCGCUUCCCCUCUAGCCUGGUGAGGGAGGAGAGGGGAGGCUGCCUGCGGAGGGGCAUCCCAGCGAGGCCAGGCCUUGGGAUGGCUGCAAUGAGGAGAAGUCCUGGGAACUGUAUUGACACAAAGAUUCUUAUUGCACUUGUAUUUUUUGUAUUAAAGUUUGCAUGGUUUCUAAUAAAGGAUUAAAACCUAAGCUUGUAGUGAAUGGCCUGGAGUUUGCGAGGGCUUCCCUGGAGGGGCAUUUGCUGCAGUGCAGAUUUGCCUCUGAGGAGGCUGCCUCAGACUCGGCCCGGGCCUCCCGCACCCUUUGCCCCUCUGCUCCUGGUGUCCCCUGGAGCUGAAGAGAGUAAGGGUCUACCUAGCUUCAGAUUUUGUUUGCAGGUGCAGGGAGGGCAUGCCUGGGCCUGACACACCCUGCCCUUUUCUGAGGCAGCAGUUUUUCCUGGGGAGCUUUGAUGCCAUGGCCCCGGCUCCCCAAGCACGCACCGAGAGAGGAGGGGCCUUGUGGGGAAGGUGCUGCCCAAGCCGGAGGACCAGUUCUCCUCAGACAGUCUGCAGAUGCUUCAGCCGUGCCCGGGAUGUCAGGGUGCCGGUCUUCGUCAGGAGGGAGGGGCAAGAUGAAACCGGGAGAAGCAGGCAAUGGGGGUUGGGUGGCAAGGCAACGCAGCAGGGAUGACACACAGGGCUCAAGGUACCUGCUGUCCUCCCUCUGUUGAUGCUGAGGCUGACAACAGGCUCUCAGUCCUUUUUCUCCUUUGGCCCAGGGCUCUGGGGAAGGGGGUGAUCCCAGGAGAACACUCUCUAGGUGGGCAGCAGGAAUGGUCAGCAUUCCUAGGGGUUGUCUGGUCACAGCUCCCUGGAAGGUCCCCAUGUGUCAGAGAAUCUGAGAAGGCUGGCCUGACAGGUGGGGACCAGCAGCCCCCAUGUCAGCCACAUGUGCUACUCUGCAGCCAUUUGGGGUGGGACACUUCUGUACUUCCCAGUUUGCUUGUGGCUCAGCCAUUGCCUGUGUCAGUCUGUGAUUGUUGUAACAAUUUCAAAUAAAUAAAGCUGCCUGAUGUCCCACCACCCA
Molecule: messenger RNA, 5840 nt
Organism: Carlito syrichta (Philippine tarsier)
Lineage: Eukaryota; Metazoa; Chordata; Mammalia; Primates; Tarsiidae
Gene: MAP4
Product: microtubule associated protein 4
Exons: 19
Coding region: 122-3481 (1119 amino acids)
Biological process (GO): microtubule cytoskeleton organization; neuron projection development
Cellular component (GO): neuron projection
Molecular function (GO): microtubule binding
Source: RefSeq, a predicted model, not a curated record